Messenger RNA from Hypomesus transpacificus, 4414 nucleotides. RefSeq names its product CTS telomere maintenance complex component 1 (gene ctc1). Gene Ontology annotation, biological process: telomere maintenance via telomere lengthening; positive regulation of DNA replication. Gene Ontology annotation, cellular component: CST complex. Lineage: Eukaryota; Metazoa; Chordata; Actinopteri; Osmeriformes; Osmeridae. Gene Ontology annotation, molecular function: single-stranded DNA binding; telomeric repeat DNA binding. The record is from RefSeq and is a predicted model, not a curated record.
GAUGCUUUGAACCAUUUGAAGGAUUUUGCGCGACAGACGGAGCCAUACCUUCUUAACUAACUAGAAGUUAGUCUACUGUCUCUAGCUAACUAUCUAUAGAGUCGACUUUCACAAGCUACAAUAACAAUCUAGAUAGCUUGUCAACUGAACUGUAAUAAGCUAACCGACUAGAUAUCAAAUGUCACUAGCUACUAUCUAGAUAGUUUGAACCAGACAGCGAACCAAGGAGCGGUUUCCAACGAGGAUGGAGGUGUUCCUGAACGGCUACCUUGACAGAAGUGAAGCGGAACGGGGGUGGUUGGGGGAGGUCUUCCAGCGCGUGUCAGAGCUGCUGCUUCCUGUAGCGCCCACCCCUGGUGAGACUGCAGGCCGGCUGGCUGCUGCCGUAGUGACGAGGGUGGAGCAGCUGGCGCCCUGCUCGCUCUCUCUGCCCCUCAGCUACAGGCUUGUGUCCAUAUCCGAGUUGGUAUCCAGGCAACGGACCGCAUGCUGCAGCAACCAGAGCUGGAGCACCAAUCAGCACAGAGAAUGGGUUAGGGCGGUGGUGCUGCCCAAUCACAGAGCCUUGCCGCGGGCCAACCUGCUGCUGAUUGGCUGUCUAACUGCUGGGCAUGGCUCCGGGAAGCCAUGUGAUGGGUCCUGGAGAGUGAAGGAUGCAAGCGGCAGCUUACACUGUGAGCUCCUGCGCCCUUCUCCUCUCUGGCUGGGCCUCCCCAUGAUCUUCCCCUGCUGGAACUACAUCCCCCAUCAUACUGCAGGACAACAUCAGGGAGAGGCAGGCUACUUGGAGCUGAUUGGCUCUCCCUUGCCUCUGACCUCUCACCCCGAACCAGGAUUGGCCCUCGACUCUGGAGGGGCGGAGUUUGGCAAUGCUGUUGGAGUCAUAGAGGCCUCAGCCCUCCUCCAGCACAGGUCUAAGGGCAGGCGUCUGCAGGUGUUGGGGCAGGUGAGUGCAGUCUGCCCCCUGCUGGAGAUUGCUGGGAAAACCUUCUUCUGUCUCCACCUGCAGGAGGAGGAACACACUCUUCCUGUUCUGGUCACGGACCCAGGGUGCGUGUGGUGGAAAUGCUGCAUGUGUGUAGGUCAGAAGGUGUGUGUGUCAGGGCUGCGUGUGUGUGCCCUCCGCUGCUGGUCUGGAAACAGAGUUCUGACUGUCACUGCUCAGUCCACCCUCUCUCUGCUGGACACGCACACCUCAGACACACACACACACAGCCCAGAGACACACACACGCAGCCCAGAGACACACACACACAGCCCAGAGACACACACACACAGCCCAGAGACACACACACACAGCCCAGAGACACACACACACAGCCUGGAUGAGGAGAGUGCACACCCAGGUGGAUCCCAGGUGUCAGAACUGUGUCUCAGCCAAGCAGACACACACACACACCCUGACCAGGACACACACACACACUCCGACGGGGACACACACACUGCGCUGGACGUCCUACGGAUGAAAUUCUCCAGAGUCAUCGGCUACAAGGGUGUUGUGACCAGUGUGUUGAGUGAAGGGGCGGGCCUUUAUGUGAUUGACGGGAAGGUGGGGCUGUGUCUGGCCUAUCAGCCUCUGGACAGGCUUGGCCUGCGGCCGGGGGUGGAGAUAGAACUCUGUGGCGUCCACUUCCUGUACCGGCCCAGCCCCGCCUGCUUACCCAGCAUGCUGUGCAUGUGUCUGCGCUCGAGCCUGCAUAUCACUGCCUUCAGCCCAGUGGUCCCUCACGACCCACCUAGUAACCAUAGUGACUCCAUGUUGCCCCGGCUACUGUUGGAGAAGAAUCUGGGCGUGUCCAAAUACCUGUGGCUGUGUCACUGCUGCACACUGCUGAGAGACAGGCUGGUUCCCUCCCUGGUGCGGGAGGAGAAGCUGUGUGUGGUGGGGGGGAGACUGCUGGAGCUGGUGUUUCCUCUGUGGGGAGGAGGGGGAGGGGCGGAGGAGGAGGAGGAGGAGGAGGGGGGGGCCGGAGGAGGAGGAGGGAGGAGAGACAUUUACUCUGAGAUGCUGCAGGAGCCUCACCACUGUCUCCUGACUGAGUACCAGGUGUGUGUGCCGGGGUGUGUGUACGUGUCGCUGGCAGAGUGUGUGAAGGAGCAGGAGAGCUGGGCCUCCUUCAGCCUGCACUCUCUCCUGGAGGGGCAUGAUCCAGAGGGCCUGACCCAGGCUGAGCUCAACCCAGCCCUGGCCUGGUCCUGGAGCCUCGCUGCUGGGGCCCAGCACCACCCGCUUCCCCUGCUUCUGGUCGGCCUGCUGGAUCUCCCUCCAGUUCACACACACUCAUCCUCACACCCUCUCCGGUUGAGAGACCAGACUGGUGAUGUGGCCUGCGUUGUCACGGAGACCUCCAAUAACGACCGGAAAUCUCAGAGAGCUGUUUCCAACACUGCGUGGAUAGGCUGUCUGGUGUGUGUGGAGCGCUUCACCGUGGUAACAGAGAGGUUCCUCCAAUCAGAAUUCCCGUCCUACACACACCUGGACCAGAACCACUACAUCACACACAAGCACUGCAGGGUGUAUCUACAGUUCAGUCUGGAUGAUGUUCAUAUCCUCAGCCCAUCUGCAUCCAUGAGAACUGUACUGCAGACAGACAGAGAGAGGGAGGCAGGAGAGAGGGGAGGAGGUGUGGAGCGAGGGAAGGAGGGAGGAGAGGAUCGAGAGGGAUGGUGGACGCAGGAGCCUGAGUUGGGCCGAAGGAAGAGGAAGAGAGAAGGGGGGAUGGUGGAGAGAAGAGAAGGAGGGGUUAGGAAAAGAGACAUUAGACAAGACCCAGCCCCUCCUGUUGCUAUGGAGAUGGAUGUGGAAGGGUCCUUGUUAACAAGUGACAGACCACGCCCAGUGACCUCUGCACCCUGUAUUUCCGUAGUGAUGAGAGUGGAGUGGAAGGAGGGGCUAGCAUGGAGGAACAUGGGGAUUGGUUCUGAGGGCAAGGGGGCAGGGCUAUCUUUGUGCUUUUCUGUCAGGGCCCAGUUGAUUGGUCCGGUACAGAGAUGGGGGUGGGACCCCAGGAACACUCCUCUACUGGAGAAAGAGAAGGAGAGAGAGGUGGAGAGAGAAAGGGUGGAGUUGGUGUUUGCUGGUGCAGCAGUUUGCUGGUUCCCUGUUCUCCAGCCUGGCUGUUUCUACAGACUCAUCUCUCCCAACACACAGGAUACCAGUGUUCUGAUUGGCUCCAGUAUUGCUGGGCAGAGUGGUGUACAGCUCCACCCCUGCCCCUCCCUCCUGGUGUGCUCUGAUUGGAGGAUCCACAGCAUUCCCCGCCCACUCCUCAUCCCUUCCCUCCCUCAGGUGGUUUCCAGGGUUCUGUCUGUGUCCCAGGUCCUGGACGGCAGUUCUGCUGGAGGGCUGGUCUCAUUCCAGGGUCUUCUAACUGAAAGGAUCAACAUGCAGGAGAAGACAGGCCUUCACACACACUCCACACACCCUGAGGUGGAGGCAGGUCUAACCGUGCGCCUGACAGUGUGUGACGCGUGGUGGAGGGGGCCGACCCUGCAGGUGUACCUGGAGCUAGGCCACGCCCCCUACCCCCCGGGACUCCUCCCAGGAAACACCCUGCUGCUGGAGGGAGUGCAGCGCCGGUUGUCACGGGUGGGAGGUGUGUAUUGUCGCUCCCUGCCGGUCAGCUGUGUGACUGUGACGGCUCUGGGAUCAACACACACUCAGUGUGUUGAGCCCCUACCCAUGAUCCUCCUGGGUAAGUGGGCUGUGCACGGGGCCCAGCAUGGCAUCAAGGGAAAGGUCAGGGGUCACCUGGUGUGUAUCCUCUUCCUGCAGCUGCAGUGGACCUGCUCUCUGUGUGGCUGUGUCUACGCCCAGGACAGAUGUACGAGACAGUCUCCUCCAUGUCUCUCCAGAUCAGCUGUGUUCCAGGCAAAGGCCAAGGCUUCAGUGGAGGACGGGUCAGGGGAAGCCCAUGUGUGGUGCUCCUCUCUGCUGGUCUCAUCUCUGCUGCGCCUGGCCCCGCCCCAGUGGAAGGGGCUACGGAGAUCACUCCGGGUCAGGGGUCAUCUUAGGGUCAACCCACGAGGCCAGGACAGCGAGGACCCUCUGCAGAUGUACCUGUCUGCUGUGUGUGUUUCAACAGUAUGUGUGUGUGUUUCAGGACAGCGAGGACCCUCUGCAGAUGUACCUGUCUGCUGUGUGUGUUUCAACAGUGUGUGUGUGUGUUAGGACAGCGAGGACCCUCUGCAGAUGUACCUGUCUGCUGUGUGUGGGAGCAGCUACGUGUGUCGUCCUGUAACCCUUACCUGCCGUCUAAACACACACUCACACACACCUCCUGCAAGCAGAGAGGACAUGGCCCAGUUGAAGACGUUUACGAGGGGAGAAAGAGAGUUUGUGACCAGACUACCCCACCCUGUCCAGCUCACCUGUACACACCUGGAGGAGGAGGGGGGGGGGGGUUGACAUACA